AUGUGGAUGGCUGGGCUAACGCUAGCAUUCGUUAUCUCCAUAGCGCUUGCUCAAAAGGUCCGGGGUUAUACUGGGCUGCCCCUGGGCAUCUGGCAUUUGGCUACUCUGCCCAUUAGCCCUUCAUACUCAACAGAUGCAGGCUCUCUCUCAGAUUGGGUGAAGGAGAUGGGGAAGUGUCUUGAUGAAGAGCAGCUGGAACUGAUGCUAGUAGUUGCAUGGGCUUUAUGGAGUGAUAGAAAUUUGCUGCUGUUCCAGGACAUACAGAACUAUCUUGUGGAUAUGGUGAACAAAGCAAUCAGCUUCUUCUAA
Lathyrus sativus (Indian pea) is the source of this 309-nucleotide messenger RNA. Lineage: Eukaryota; Viridiplantae; Streptophyta; Magnoliopsida; Fabales; Fabaceae. The record is from the annotation of a GenBank genome assembly.